Molecule: messenger RNA, 976 nt
Organism: Arabidopsis arenosa
Lineage: Eukaryota; Viridiplantae; Streptophyta; Magnoliopsida; Brassicales; Brassicaceae
Source: the annotation of a GenBank genome assembly
CCAGAUUUUCCAGAUCUUAAAUUCUCUCCUCCCCCAAUUCCAUUAAAAAUCUCACUCUUCUUCUCAAUCUCUCCCGAUUCUCCCGUCAAUCUCAAAGUGAAAUGGAUCAACAAGGACAAUCAUCAGCUAUGAACUACGGUUCAAACCCAUACCAAACCAACGCCAUGACCACUGCACCAACCGGUUCGGACCAUCCAGCUUACCACCAGAUCCACCAGCAACAACAGCAACAGCUAACUCAACAGCUUCAAUCAUUCUGGGAGACUCAAUUCAAAGAGAUUGAGAAAACCACUGAUUUCAAGAACCAUAGCCUUCCAUUGGCAAGAAUCAAGAAGAUCAUGAAAGCUGAUGAAGAUGUGCGUAUGAUCUCGGCCGAGGCGCCUGUUGUGUUCGCGAGGGCUUGUGAGAUGUUUAUUCUGGAGCUUACGUUAAGGUCUUGGAACCACACUGAGGAGAAUAAGAGGAGGACGUUGCAGAAGAAUGAUAUUGCGGCUGCUGUGACUAGAACUGAUAUCUUUGAUUUCCUUGUGGAUAUUGUUCCACGGGAGGAUCUUCGUGAUGAAGUCUUGGGUGGUGUUAGUGCUGAAGCUGCUACAGCUGCGGGUUAUCCGUAUGGAUACUUACCUCCUGGAACAGCUCCGAUUGGGAAUCCUGGAAUGGUUAUGGGUAACCCGGGUGCAUAUCCGCCUAACCCGUAUAUGGGUCAACCAAUGUGGCAACAACAAGGACCUGAGCAGCAGCAGGAUCCUGAGAAUUAGCUUUGCCUAAUAAAUUGUGAGUUCUUGUUUUAACUUUGUUGCUAUAUCCUUUUAAGUUUCAUGGACACAAAAGUUGAUUUCAUACUUCUUGUUUGUUUUUACGCAGAGUCUUUCUAAUUCGAACAUCUUCCCGGUGGAUCUACUCAAGAAGAAGAAUGUUAAUAGAAAACUAUCAGUCAUAAAAGUUUGGUGUAGUAGAAUAAGUUAUGUUUUAUGAU